CCUUCAGCUGAACCGAGCUGCUGUCUGACUGCAGCAGCACUUUCCACAGAGCUCAGUCUGCAGCUGUGCUCUCAUUUAAGCAGAGGAAAUUCACCUGUUCAGACUUCUGGAGCCACUGAGGUUUUUAUUCACUGGAUUUAGGUUAUUUUUUAGUGGUGGAAAUUAUUUUUCUUUCGCCUUGAUUUCAGCAUCAGGCCGUAAUGGUUGCCCGUGCAGCGACCAUCUUGCAUCACGAGGAGCAGCAAAGUUCCUGCUACCCACAACCCUUGCCUCCAGCCUGGCACCCGGCACAGGACCUCCAAUGCAUCACCACCAAUUUCCAGUAUCUGCAGACCACAGGUUGGUACUGGGGUUCUAUCUCAGCGAGCCAAGCUCGGGAAGUUCUCCAGUCCAAGCCCGAAGGGACAUUCCUGGUGCGGGACAGCAGCCACCCUCAGUACAUGCUGGCCCUUUCGGUAAAGACCCGCUGUGGGCCCACCAGUGUGCGCAUCGAGUACAACAGAGGCAGCUUCUGGCUGGACUCCACGUCGCCUCAGUUGCCUCACCUACAAUCCUUCCCAGACGUUCCGAGACUCGUCCAGCACUACACCGCCUCAGGCCAGACGGCGCAGGACCUGGAGUCCGUCCGGCCCCAAACCAAGCCGGACCCAACGCAGCGCGCGGCUAAAGACAGCGGUGUUCCUCUUAAGCUCCUGCGUCCUUUGCACAACGUGCAGCAGGGUUUUCCUUCUCUGCAGCACCUGGCACGCCUUGCCAUCAACAAACACACAAACUGCUCCGACCAGCUGCCCCUCCCAAAGCCGCUGCUGCGCUUCCUGCAGAACUACCCUUUCUUCAUAUGAAGAUGGCAGCCCGGUGGACGCAGAGGGACAAAGAUACAGGAACAUUCCUGUGGAUGCGGAGCUGCGCUGGAUCCUGCAUCACAUUCAGUGGAGCACAGGGAGAGAAGACGGAGAUGGCCCAAAUACGAGAAACCGCAACAUUACUCCACAUAAGUUUCCGAUUUCUAUGUUUACCUUAGCAACUGUGAAACAUGCAGUGAAGGCCAAUAUGUUUUAUUCUGAGCUGCAAAAGAAAACCUGUGGAUUUUAAAUGGUUGGCAAUGAGGCAGAGACAAUUUUACAGAAUAAACCAAAUUAUCUGAGCUUUUGAGUUUGAAGAACUUUAAUCACUUUAACACUGGAGAAGAAGGUAAAAAUGAGUGGUCGUCAUGUUUAUGUCGGUCUGAACACAGUGCAGUGUGUGAUAAAUAUGUGCUGCAAAACUGAACAAAUUCAGGACUGAGGAUUGCAAUUUACGUCUCGUUUCUGUUGGACAUGCUGUUCUUUUUCAAAAAUAUUUCUACCCCUGAACUUUUUCACAUUACCUAAUUUAAUGUAUUUUAGUAGGAUUUUAAGUCAAGACCAGCAUAAAGUAGCACAUAAUUAUGAAGUGGAAUGAAAAUGAUGUUUCAUUUUAAAAAGAUAAAUAAAAAGCUUUAAAACCAUGACAUGCACAUGUGCUCUGAUAUUCCAAUAAAAAUCUAUUGUUGCCA
Poeciliopsis prolifica (blackstripe livebearer) is the source of this 1534-nucleotide messenger RNA. Its product is annotated as cytokine-inducible SH2-containing protein-like. The transcript has 3 exons. The coding region runs from base 201 to 842 and encodes 213 amino acids. Gene Ontology annotation, biological process: intracellular signal transduction; phosphatidylinositol phosphate biosynthetic process. Lineage: Eukaryota; Metazoa; Chordata; Actinopteri; Cyprinodontiformes; Poeciliidae. Gene Ontology annotation, cellular component: phosphatidylinositol 3-kinase complex. The record is from RefSeq and is a predicted model, not a curated record. Gene Ontology annotation, molecular function: 1-phosphatidylinositol-3-kinase regulator activity.